Molecule: messenger RNA, 3092 nt
Organism: Helianthus annuus (common sunflower)
Lineage: Eukaryota; Viridiplantae; Streptophyta; Magnoliopsida; Asterales; Asteraceae
Product: formin-binding protein 4
Exons: 9
Coding region: 503-2812 (769 amino acids)
Molecular function (GO): protein binding
Source: RefSeq, a predicted model, not a curated record
AGUCAUAUCAAUCAAGUACACGAUCUCCUCUGCGAAUAACCUAGCCCUAGGGUUCAAACUUCAAAUCCAAACAUCAAGAUUUCAUCAAAUUCACAAUUUUUGCCAGUUAAAAUCUUCAGUUCGUGAUGGGGAAGAGAAAGGAGCGUAGACUUAAUGCCAAGAGUGCUGCUAAUCGAAGAGUAAAACUCGAUCUUCUACCGGAACCCUCUGGAGAUUUUGGUGAUUCGUCUAACCAAGAGGACGUUGGAGUUGGAGGCAACGGAAAAAAUCAUGCUGGGUCACCCAAUUCACCAUCAUCUUCAGGUGGGUUCCGUCAAAUUUCUACACGGAAUGAUCUUUGUAGAGGGCAUCAUUAUAUUCGUUGAUCUUAAAUUUAUACAACAUGUUUGCUCCCCCAAGAUAAUCCUUUCAGACUGUUAGACGGCUGUGGUAUUGGGAACUCAAUUGGUCUUCUGAGCCCGUUCAACUUUGCCACGUUGUUUCUUUGAUUGAAAUUCCUGACAUGUUAUGUUGCACGCAGAGUUUCAACAUGCCAACACGAUUAGUGGUUCAUCGAAAGCCGGAAAAUCCUCUGUUGUUGCUUGGACAAUAUAGCGAUGAAGAAGGUGAGGAAGAAUCGAGUAAAGAAGUAAAUCAUGGAGCUAGAGAAAACACUCCGACAGUGCUGGAUGAGCAGGUAAAGGUAGACAAUCAUGAUAGUACAGGAGCCGAUGUAGAUGAAAAGCUUUUAACUGAAAAAGUUGAUCAAGAGAAAAAACCUUAUCCAGUGGAUGUGUUGCCAAAUUUGGAGAAAACUGUAGAAGAUGAUAAACCUGAGCCUCUGCACAGAGAUACAGAUACACUGGAUCGGGCCUCAGUUUCUUUGACAUCUGAAAUGCAGACAACAGGGGAUGUGGAUUCGGGCUGGAAAAUGGUGUUGCAUGAGGAAAGUAAUUCAUAUUACUACUGGAAUGUUGCGACUGGUGAAACGUCUUGGGAAACCCCUGAUGUUCUGACCCGAGGAAAUGAAUCGGCAUAUGAUCCUAAAUCUGUUCCGGAAAUUGAAGAAACACAUGCGACUUAUGUUGAUGCACAAGCUAAUAAUGAAUGCACAAAUGGUGUGACUUUUGAGGCCAAAGAAAACGAUAAUUCUGGGAUCGAGUUGAACGUACAUAAUGGGAACUAUACGGAUAUCAUGGCGAAUGAUAUAGAUGAGGGCGUUGCUACUCAGGCUUGUGAUGGUUUGAGUAACGUGGAAGCCCACCGUAACGAUUCUGUUUUUCAAGAUAUGGGUUGUCAUGGUGGCGAAUCGUCUGAUGCUUUUCGUCUUCUAGAACUUUGUGAAAGUUUAUCAGAAAGAUUAAAAUCGUUGGAAGGGCCUGAAGGGUUCGGUGACCAGAUAUCAAAGUUGAAGUUUGAACUUGAUAUAAGGCUUGCAGACAUUAAGUCACUAGUACCGUAUGGAUCAUCAUUGCUUCCUUUUUGGUUGCAUUCCGAAAACCAGCUGAAAAAUCUGGAAUCUUCUAUCAACAAUGAAGUCUUAAAACAUUUACAACGCACAAGUUCUGGCGAAAUUAACGACCCAAAAACCAGAUUUUUGGAAAACAUCGGUGAAUAUCAUGAAAAUCAAGUUCCAACAGAUAUUGACCCGAAUGCAGGCCACCACUCGGUGGAAGAUGAAGACAUGGAUGUGGAGAUGGAAGUUGAGGAUACUGCAAUUCAUUCUAAAGACAAAGCGGACCCCCAGAACGGGUCCCACCUGGAUCAAUCUGUUUCUCCGAUCCUGCAUGAACACCUUGAUUCUCGUGGGUCUGAACAACCACUUCCUCCAAAUGACGAAUGGAUUCCGCCCCCUCCACCGGAUGAAGAACCGUUUCCGCCUCCACCGCCAGACGAGCCGCCUGAAGCUCCGCCACAACCGUCAGAUAUGCAGACAACACAACCUUAUUCUUACGGAGAACAAUAUAGUUUUACGUACCCAGGGUCUGGUUUUGACUACUAUGGUCAAACAAACACUGCAAUCUCGAGUAACGGUUAUUAUGUAGAUGCUAAUGGGUCUCAUAUACCUGCUCCUCUCCCAAACGUUUAUUAUGCACCGGUGCUCAACCCAGAGACAGCGACAUAUUACACUCUACAGGAUGGCAUGAUAUCAACUGUACCAGCCGUUAGUGGCGUAGAAACUUCUUUGCAGAGUUCGGUCUAUGGGAACAUCAUCUCUGAUCCCAUUAAAUCUUCUACGGUGGUUUCUUCUGUUUCAGCCUCUUCUCAUGUACCAGAAAGUUCUAGUGUAACACAUGGUGUUUCUGUGGUGUCCGCUUCGUCUGUUGCUUCAACAGAAACGGUUCCCAAGGUUCAACCCAAAGUUACGCGUAUCAAAAAAAGAACCGUUGCGGCAGUUCCCACUUUAAGGUCCAACAAAAAAGUUUCUGGUUUAGUGGAUAAGUGGAAGGCUGUUAAAGAGGAAUUGCAUGAAGACGAGGAAGAUGAACCUGAAAAUGCAUUAGAGAUUUUAGAGAAGAAACGCCAACGAGAAAUUGAGCAAUGGCAUGCGCAGCAGAUUGCAUCCGGAGAAGCGAAAGACAAUGCCAACUUUCAGCCGCUUGGUGGUGAUUGGCGGGAAAGGGUUAGGCGAAAGAGAGCUAAAAAAUCAACACAAGCUGAAGAAAAUCUAGCAACAAAUGCUACCGAUGAAACAAAACAACAGCCCAAUCUUGCUGAAAUUUCAAAACAACUCCCGACGGGAUGGCAGGCGUAUUGGGAUGAAUCGUCGAAGCAGGUUUAUUAUGGUAACUCGAAGACAUCAGAGACAACAUGGACUAAACCAACAAAGUAAAGAACGCCAAGCGUUAUUCGCCAUUUUUACAGCUAACACCAGCACUUGUUUACAUGGACAUUUAAAUACAGUCCGGCAAUGCAUUGUCUCGAUCUGGAUAUUGUUGAUGAAGCUGGAGAAGAGUGGAUCGACGCGUUUGUUUUGUUGUAACGACUGAUGAAUGUUUUCUGGGUUUAUGUAUGAUGUUAUUUUGACGAGUUCAGGUUGGACAAGCUGAUCAGUUUAAAAGGAUACACUUUUUAUAGACUAUUCGUUAAUAUCAGUUAAGCUAUCCACUUAA